Molecule: messenger RNA, 4499 nt
Organism: Mugil cephalus (flathead mullet)
Lineage: Eukaryota; Metazoa; Chordata; Actinopteri; Mugiliformes; Mugilidae
Product: potassium voltage-gated channel subfamily KQT member 2-like
Exons: 18
Coding region: 170-2896 (908 amino acids)
Biological process (GO): transmembrane transport; potassium ion transport
Cellular component (GO): membrane
Molecular function (GO): voltage-gated potassium channel activity
Source: RefSeq, a predicted model, not a curated record
AAGGAAAAAAAUCAUCCACUGUGCAGUUUCGCGUGGUUCUUGCAAUUGGUUUUCUAGUGGGGACCGACACUGACUGCAUCCACCACCAGCACACACCCCUCAGCACCGGUGAUGCAUCCCCGCGGCAAGGGCACGUACAACUCCUUCUCAGAGUCGUCUCGACUUUAGAAUGGUGCAGAAAUCUCUCAACGGCGGGGUUUACCCAACUCAAGCCGGAGAGAAGAAGCACAAAGUCGGGUUUGUCGGUUUGGACCCUGGGGCUCCCGAAUCCAGCAGGGAUGGGGCGCUGCUCAUUGCGGGCUCGGAAAGCACCAAACGGAGCGGCAUCCUCUGCAGACCGAGAUCCAGCAUCUCUGCCGGGAGACCCAGACCGUCGAAGAAAAAUGCCAGCUAUCGGAAACUACAGAAUUUCCUCUAUAAUGCUCUGGAAAGACCUCGGGGAUGGGCGUUCAUCUACCACGCUUAUGUCUUCCUCUUGGUCUUCUCUUGUCUCAUACUCUCUGUCUUCGCCACCAUUAAAGAGUUCAAAAACAGCUCAGAGAGUGCCUUGUACAUCUUGGAAAUUGUUACUAUUGUGGUAUUUGGAGUGGAGUACAUCGUGAGGAUAUGGGCUGCUGGCUGCUGCUGUCGAUACAGAGGAUGGAGAGGGAGGCUAAAAUUUGCCAGAAAGCCUUUCUGUGUCAUAGACAUUAUGGUGCUGAUCGCCUCAGUGUCGGUGUUAGCAGCUGGAUCUCAGGGCAAUGUUUUUGCCACCUCGGCCAUCAGGAGUCUGAGAUUCCUGCAGAUCCUGCGCAUGCUGCGUAUGGACCGUCGUGGAGGCACCUGGAAGCUGCUUGGAUCAGUAGUUUACGCCCACAGCAAGGAGCUCAUCACAGCGUGGUACAUUGGCUUCCUGUGCCUCAUCCUGGCUUCAUUCUUGGUCUACUCUGUGGAAAAGGAGUCAAAUGCAGAGUUUGAGACAUAUGCUGAUGCUCUUUGGUGGGGACUGAUCACUCUCACUACUAUUGGGUAUGGUGAUAAGGUUCCCAAGACCUGGAAUGGACGCUUGCUGGCAGCCACAUUCAGCAUGAUAGGAGUGGCAUUUUUUGCACUUCCUGCUGGUAUCCUGGGCUCUGGUUUUGCCCUCAAAGUCCAAGAGCAGCACAGGCAGAAACAUUUUGAGAAGAGACGAAACCCUGCGGCAGGCCUUAUCCAGGGUGCUUGGAGGUUUUAUGCUACCAACCUUUCCCGCACAGAUCUGCUGUCCACUUGGGAUUUUUAUGAGCAGACUGUAGCUGUUCCAAUGUACAGACUUAUUCCUCCUCUGAAUCAGUUGGACCUGCUGAGGAAUCUGAAGGGCAAGACAUUCAGGAAGGAAUCUCAGACAGAAACCUCUCCCAGUAAUGAAAAUGCACACAAAGACAGACUUUGCGGGUGCUGUCCAAGAACUAUUAGUCGGAAGGCCAGUCUGAAGGACAAGGUGUUUCCCAGUCCUUCCAAGGCUCCAGUGGCAAAGGGGAAGACCCAGUCACCAGGGGCAGAGGAUGGGGCUGAGGCGAGCCCCAGCAAGGUCAACAAGAGCUGGAGCUUCACAGAGAAGAACCGAGGACCAAAGAGCGCCUUCAAAGUCCGGGGUAGCACCUCACGUCAAAACUCAGAGGUGCUGAUUGAAAUGCAAGACGAAGACUUUGGACUGAAGAGUUCUCCAGCAAUUGAAGGUUUAAUAAAGGCUAGCCUCCCAGGAGAGGAAAUUGGUGAUGAUAAGAGCUGCCACUGUGACUUUCUCACCCAGGAACUACCGCCAGGAUUGAAGGUUACUAUACGAGCCAUCUGCAUCAUGAAGUUUCUCGUGUCAAAGAGGAGAUUCAAAGAGAGCUUGCGGCCCUAUGAUGUCAUGGAUGUGAUCGAACAGUACUCUGCAGGUCACCUGGACAUGCUGUCUCGUAUUAAGAACCUGCAGUCCAGAGUUGACCAGAUAGUUGGUAAAAGUCCUAAAGCUGAUGGAGAGGCAGCAGAUGAUCAGAGCAUGAUGGGACGUCUGGUCAAAGUGGAAAAACAGGUGGUCUGUAUGGACAGGAAACUUGAUUUCCUGGUCAACGUGUAUGUUCAGCGCAUGGGCAUCCCUCGUUCUGAAACAGAGGCCUUUUUUAAUUCCAAAGAGCCGUAUCCAGCCCCGCCUUACCACAGCCCAGAGGAGAGCAAGGAGGAGAAACAGGGGGAAGAGAAGGUGAAGGAGGAAAAAGAGGUGAAGACAUGCUCACCGGCAGAUAUUCCAUGCUCUGAUGGAUCCUUGGAAAGGAAAGAUCCUUUACUCGGUCUGUCGGUGGCUAGAUCAGCAGGUACACCCUCUGGCAGCAACAGCCGUCCCUCUACCUCCUGGCAGCACCAGCUGCAGCACCCCCUCAGCCAGCCUGCCUGGAACAGCAGUGUGGCUAACACCCCUUCACCAGUCGGUGGCAACGGAGACCAUUCACCCUCCUUGUUCCGCCUUCCACCUCCCCCUGCUCCAGUUCAUGAUCGGUCUUCCUCCUGUCAGGGCAGUGGCAGAGAGAGAGGCUCCCAAAGCAGGAGGCGCCACAGGAGGCAUCAAUGUCAGCAGGAUGCCACUGCCGUAGAGAGCGACACCUCUCUUUCUAUCCCAUCGGUUGAUCAUGAAGAGCUGGAGCGCUCCUUCAGUGGCUUCAGCAUCUCCCAGGCCAAGGAGGACUUCUUUGGGCCUUCAUUCUUUACAGGCUCAGCAUGCGGAGGUGGAGCAGGGACUGAAGCUGCAGCUGGACAAACUGCACUCUGUGCCAGGGUUAGACCCUUCAUAGCAGAGGGAGAAUCAGACACAGACUCUGACCUCUAUGCCCCCUCACCUCUGUCCUUCACUGGAGAGGUCUCAUGUGGAGAGAAGGGGUGGCCAGGGAUGAAGUAGGUGAGGGAGACCUGCUCCAGUUCAUGUUUCAGACAGAAAUAUGUGACCCUUCAUUUGUCUUUGUAGCCAGCUGACUCACUGUUAAUGCUGUUACAGACAAAUUUACAUUAGUUGGGUAGUUAUAAGUAACUGUUCAUUGCUAAUGAUGGUAGAAAUAUGUCCUCAUAAAAACAAAGGGGUCAUACUUUAUUACUUUUUAUGUUUGCGAUCUAACACUUAACAACCAAUGCUUAGUAACAGUUGCACCUCCAUGAAUAUCUUGAUUAAUACAAAAAAUAGACGUUCUGGAACAUUUCUUUAACUCAACUGGAGAUAUUUAUUUGUAUUUAUUUGAUAUGAAAUGUGCAGUACUUUUGCACUAAACAUAUACUCUACUUGGCAGUAUUUGUAUCAAACAAAUAAGAGAAUGUAAUUUUGUUUUCAGUCAUUUGUAUGGGUGCAUUUGAGCACUUAAUCUGUUAAUCACUGACCACUUUAACGUGAGAUAAAAUGAUAAUUGGAGUUUGUAAUGCAAGAUUGUUUAAAUCUUAUCACAAGGUUAACAUAGUGUCUUGAUAACUUCUAUACCUUUGAAUGACUUGAGGUGUUAUGAUGCCAAAACCUUAGCUAUGAUAAUCAGUUAGAUUCUUGUAGAGUUAUAAAAGAAAACGCUUGCUUUCCAUAUUAUUAAUUUAGCCCAGUGUUUAUUGAAUACUACAGAAAAACUCCCCUCAAAGUAAUACAGAUAAUUGCCCGUCAAUAAACCAAUGAACCUCCUGCAUGGCAUGUUAAAUGGUUGAUUUAAGGACUGUGUUAAGCAGGCACACAGCUGCAAAAAGUCAGCUGUAAAAUUAUGUUUUUCUUCUAUACAGACAAUGGGAGUGGUGAAUAAAACAUAAUAUCGCACAUGCAUGACUGGUUUCAAGCUACAUAUACAUUUUUCUAAGGGGCUUUGCUUGAAUUCCAAUCAUGUAAAUGCGGCCUGAGCUUGCUAGUUUUAAAUGCUCUUCUUCUCUGGAGCAAAUAUGUACACAUCAAAUAUAAGAGUAGAUGACAUGGGCUGAAAUGAACAAUUAUCAGACAACAUGCAGAGUUGAAGUUUGACUGAAUAAAAUUAGAUUUGGAGCACUCAGACAUUCUCAGAUGGUAUUUAGCCUGAAAUGCAUUGAACAUUCAUUUAGAGUUUGUGAUCAUUCCGUCAGCUCUGCACUAAAUGAAGAAAUGCAAAAAAAUAAAAAAAGAAGCAAGGCGUACAAGAACCAUCCUUUACAAACAUUGCCUUAUUUUCACACCAAAAGCCAUUUUAUAAGUACAUAGUGCCAUUGAUAAUGCUAACAUUCAAGGCAUGAAGAGUUCUUAAUAAAGCUAACCUGGUAUCAUACCAACUCCACAUUUUAUCAUUAAUACUGACAUGAUAACCAAGGAAAUGAUAUUAGAGAGAAAAAGAAACUGUUCACUCACUAUUCAUAUUUUUCAGAAAAGAAGAAAAAAACUGCUGGCAUGUUUUGUACAACCCACUGAAAGGACCUGUAGGGUUUUACAUGAUACAGUAGAUUGUAGUUCAACACCAUUGUGUAACUGCACCUUCGCCUUCUUCCAUAAUAAAACUUUGUACAUCAGUUGA